This is a messenger RNA of Sphenostylis stenocarpa, 321 nucleotides long. NCBI's taxonomy places the organism in Eukaryota, Viridiplantae, Streptophyta, Magnoliopsida, Fabales, Fabaceae. The record is from the annotation of a GenBank genome assembly.
AUGUUACUACUCGGCGAAGAGAGAAAAGUCUCCACUCACCACUUCUGGCCACCCAUCAUCAUCAUCACACCCUUGGAUCACCAGGUCCAAGUACUGCAACCCCGCCCAAUGAGCCUUGCGCGCUUUGAGUCUUGCUCAUCGGAAAUCGACGCCCGCCAAAGUGGUGUCGUUUCCUAUUCCUGCAGUGUUGUAAAAGGGGUGAUGCUAAAAAAGGUGGCACUCGGUAUUACUUCAGGGUUCCCUCACGAAAUGAAACAACAGGCACGCACAAUCGCCAUAGAGAAAAGAACCCUCCACCGAACAAAAGAAAAAAAGCCCUAG